Messenger RNA from Eimeria necatrix, 810 nucleotides. RefSeq lists its product as hypothetical. The transcript has a single exon. Lineage: Eukaryota; Apicomplexa; Conoidasida; Eucoccidiorida; Eimeriidae. Bases 1 to 810 code for a protein of 269 amino acids. The record is from RefSeq and is a predicted model, not a curated record.
AUGGCGCUGCCUUAUGUGGAAAUCGAGCUCCGCUUUGCUCUCAAGGGAGACGCUUCCAGCAGCAGCAGCAGCAGCAGCAGCAGCAGCAGCAGCAGCAAGAUCUACGUAGCUGAUGUGAGCGGCGCUGCAGCAGCAGCUGACUUGGGCGACGCCGCCCCGUUUGUCUGCCGCCUUUAUCAGCUGCUGCAGCAGCAGCAGCAGCAGAAACAGCAGCAGCAGCAGCAGCAGCAGCAGCAGCAGCAGCAGCAGCAGCACGACAAUGUGUACAGGGCCGCGGUGUACGGACAGCUCGACGAGGUCACCGACUUCCUUCGGGAGAAGGUGGACCUCUUCUUAGUCAUAACUGAGCAGCAGCAGCAGCAGCAGCAGCAGCAGCAGCAGCAGAAUGAGCAGCAGCAGCAGCAGCAGCAGAAGGAAGACCGCUACGUGGCUUUUGCAGUACGCGAGGUCAUCGAGAGCAACCAGCAGCAGCAGCUGCUCCAGCAACUGCAGCAGCUGCACCAGCUGCAGCAGCUGCAGCAGCUGCAGCAGCAACAAGGGCAGCAGCAGCUGCUUCCUGCUGCUGCUGCUGCUGCAGCAAGCAGCGCUUCGUAUGCUGCUGACCUAGACCCUGCUGAUGGCGGCCCGCAGCUGUCUAUUCAACUUACGCUGCGGCAGCACUUCCAGCAGCAGCAGCAGCAGCAGCAGCAGCAGCAGCAGCAGCAGCAGCAGCAGACUAGCCGCAGCAAAAGGUGUUUCUUCCUGUCAUUUCAGCGCCAAGGCCCUCCAGAAGGAAGUAAUUACCUUCACAGAGAUUCCCUGAGGGUUUAG